GUGGCUAGAGGUGCAGGUAGCUAAUCUAACAUGUCCACAGUGCUGGGUGCGGUACCUCCGACUUCUCCGCGAGUCCAUCUGGCCGGGUGGGGUUUUGCCUAAGUACCCACGGCCUGUAAGGACCCAGGAGCAGAAGGUGGCAGCUGAGAAACAGGCUUUGCAGAGCCUUAUGGGAAUCCUGCCAGAUACUGUAGUGCAGAUCCUUGGGGUGGACAAAUGCCAGCUGAGCUGGAGUCUAGUCUUGGAGUCACUGCAGCAACCCCUCAUCAACAGGCAUUUGAUUUACUGCCUCUGGGACAUCAUCCUGGAAUUCUUGGAUCUCAGUGCCUCCGUUGAGGAGUCUACCAUAAGCACCUCUGCCUCAGAUACCCCCGACAACCCCAAGAGGAUGGGUGUCUCCCCGUAGCCAUCGGUCAUUACCCAUUCUUCGAAGGUUGGGAAGGAGGGUCACUCUGCCACCAGGGACCAGUAGGAGGCCUUGCCCUCUGGGCUGUGGCUCAGAAGACAUGGGGCUCACUAGCACAGCUUUCCCUUAGUUCUACUCCAUCUGUAGCAAGUGAUGGAGGGAUAUAUGUACCAAUUGUAUGCAUGUCCAAGUGUCAUACGUUUUUUGUGGUGUUUGGGGCAUUGCUGGUGGGUAGAUUCUGUUUCCUUUGAAUAAGGAAUCUGUGAGCCCUUUUUGCCCUCCUCCAUAAGAUUGUUUGCCGGAAGCCUGGCCCUGUGCAGACAUGUACCAAAUCCACCAACAUACAAAUCUAUAUAAACAAACAAACAAAAAAUAGAUUUCUUUGGAGGCGAAUAUAAUCUUCUGAGCUCUCUGUUCCCACCAGGAAACUGGAAGUUCAGUCGGGACCGUUCUGGAAAGCCAGACCCCUAGUUUCCCAACAAUUCUAGAGGAGGGAGGGCAAGCAUUUCUCAAGGGACUGCUUGCUGAUUGGCUGUUUUCCAGCACAUCAGCCCUAUGGAGGGUGUCAUUGAAGGCUGCUUCCCUGGGUGGGUAUACUUCUCCUAUGAAGACUUCAGAACAGACUGCCAGCCCACCCUACACACCCUUUCCUGAAAGAAAGUUGGGUCACAGAUUUUGUUGAUUAUAUUUCCUCCUAGUCUCCUCCCCAGGAGCAGUUGAGUUUGGGCCUUUGUGACCUGUCUCUCUUCCUUCCACAAAAUCGCAUGGCAAUUUGCAUAUUCAGCUCAGUGCUUCCAAAGGGAAACCCUGGCUCCAGGGCUGGGAAUGUCCAGAGAGUAGGAACCCCAGGAAAGGGCAGGUUCUCCUCACAAGUCUCACAGGGAACUUUGCAUCAGAACCAGUAAUGUUAGCAAACCUACAGGGAACUGAUUGCCCACAGAAAGAUGUUCACUUCCUGUUCCUAAGGACCUAGUUAGGUUUUAAGAACACCAGUGAUGACGGCAAAGGGGCUGUGUCAGGCUGCAGUGUCUUUAGAAACAUGGAACAAUUAGGCCAUGGCCAGGUACCUCAGUUGUUUAGAGCAUCAUCCCGGUACACCAAGGUUGCGUUUUCAAGCCCGUCAGAGCACACACAUGAAUCAACCAAUGAAUGUGUAAAUAAGUGAAACAACAAA
Messenger RNA from Myotis lucifugus (little brown bat), 1580 nucleotides. RefSeq names its product sorting nexin-19-like. The transcript is spliced from 3 exons. Gene Ontology annotation, cellular component: intracellular membrane-bounded organelle; early endosome membrane. The annotation marks the transcript as partial. Gene Ontology annotation, molecular function: phosphatidylinositol binding. The record is from RefSeq and is a predicted model, not a curated record. Lineage: Eukaryota; Metazoa; Chordata; Mammalia; Chiroptera; Vespertilionidae.